Molecule: messenger RNA, 7056 nt
Organism: Oncorhynchus mykiss (rainbow trout)
Lineage: Eukaryota; Metazoa; Chordata; Actinopteri; Salmoniformes; Salmonidae
Product: neuronal pentraxin receptor
Source: RefSeq, a predicted model, not a curated record
CCGUUCACGUCUCUUGAUAUUGACUUGCAUGCUGUUGCGCUCUCUCUCGCUCUCUUUCUCGCUCUCUCUCUCUGGUUGUCUAUCUCUCUCUCUUUCUCUCUCUCUCUUUCUCUCUCUCUCUCUCUCUCCCUCUCACACUCUCUCUCUGGUUGUCCUUGUGAUAACGAGAUAAAGAAGCCGAACAACACUGAAGCCAAAGAACAGAGGGAUGAGAUAGACACGGUUGGAUCAAGUAGCUGUACUCAUUAUAGCCGAAUUAUUAAAUGAAGUGGAACAUAGCCUAUGUAUUGACUAAUAGCCUAGCAACGCCAUAAGAUGCGUCUUUCGUGAUAUCUUCACGGAUCUUUUGAUCUGCCAAUUUUUUUUUAGACUCAGACUGCGCUUUUUCAGUGUUGUUGAACUAGAUAGACAAAUCCUAUGUUUUUUUCUCAUAACUAUUGAUUUCUGACGCCGCCAACCUGAAGUUCAUCGUUAUCAUCUUGGCCGCCGGGAUGGUGGCCUUCGUUGGAGCAGUCAUCUGCAUCAUCGCCGCGGUCCAUACCGGCUCCGCUGCCGAAUCUCAGCAGCAGCCUGUGGCAGACAACCAGUCCCAGUCUCCGGACGCUGGAGUGCAGCAGACUUUCCCCGGGGGCUCCGUGGCGCGAGCGGGUCCACUGGGCGCUCUCCAUGGUUCUGAAACGCAGGACGGAGAAGCGCCCACUUUCUUCCACGUCCCCAGCGGCUCAGACGGCAUUGGUGGAACUAGGCAGGUUAGCAGACUUAUCUGCACCCCAGUCCCCGCCGGAGAAUGCAACCCCAAAAACUUUCAGCAACAAGCCGACGACCCGUCGCUGUUCGCGGGUGAGGACUGGGGAUACCUCCGCACCACGGCAGAGGAACUCAAACAGACAGUUCUCCAGCAGAAGGACCAGAUUAUCACCGACCAACGGACCAUUAGGGAUCUGUCAGGCAAGCUUUCGGAGUGUGAGAGCGGGAUAGAGGGGCGUAGAGUACCGGAGAGUAGCGCGGGGCUCUGGGGAGGUAAGAGGGUAGAUGAGGGCCGGCUCAUGGUCCGGGACAGUGCUCCGUCGUCGUCUGUGGCACAGCUGCUCACCGCCCAGGCUGUAGGCGAGCUGGAACAGGCUAUCGUUCAGAUGAAAGACCGCAUAGAGAAACUGGAGUCAGAUAUCGGACCGCUGGCGCUCUCUCACAACCACACGGAUGCAGCAACUGCGGUGACUUCAAGAGGGGCAGGUGGUGGUGGGCUCUCUGAGGCCCCUGAUCGUUGGGGUGAGGCAGGGCUAGUGGGGCAGGCCCGGACAGGGGAUGGACCAGAGCAGUGGCCACGGAUGGAGGAUCUGGAGGGAGAGCUUGAGAGGAAGCUGGAACUCCUGGAGAAGGAGAGGAAGGCCCUGCGAAAGGAAUCCCAAAGACACAGGCAGGAGAUUGACCAGGGGAUCAACUCCCUACACCACCGCAUCGCUGGCCUGGAGGAGGGACUCUCAGAGUACACCUACCCCGAGGGCUACAAGCUGUCCUUCCCAACACGUACCAACUAUAUGUACGCGGUGGUACAGCACCCCAUCCCUGAGCUGCGUGCCUUCACCGUGUGCCUCUGGCUGAGACCCGCCGAGGGGGGCAUCGGCACCCCUUUCUCCUACGCUGUGGCAGAGCAGCCCAAUGAGCUAGUUCUACUGCAGGGCAUGCACACCCCUGUGGAGCUGCUCAUUAACGACAAGGCGGCAGAGUUACCUCUGAACCUGUCCCGGGGCAGCUGGCACCACAUCUGUGUAAGCUGGAGCCAGAGAGGCGGGGCGUGGCAGGCCUACCAGGGGGGCAAGCUGAGAGGAGAGGGGCAGGGCCUGGCAGCCUGGCACCACAUCAGGCCUGGGGGAGUCCUCAUCCUGGGGCAGGAACAGGACACUCUGGGCGGACGUUUCGACUCGUCCCAGGCCCUGGUGGGGGAGCUAUCCCAGUGGAACUUAUGGGAGAGGGUCCUGACCCCCAGCGAGGUGUCCAGCCUGGCCCACUGCAGCCAGCACGGCCCCCAGCCAAAGGGCAAUGUGGCCCCCUGGACCAACCGGGAAGUAGAGGUGUUCGGAGGAGCCAUCAAGGUGCCCAGGGAGCCCUGCGCUGCUAAACGCAUCAACACCUCACUGUGAGGGGAAGGGAGCCAGGGACCUUAUUCACAAAGCGUCUCAGAGUAGGACUAGUGAUCGAGGAAAAAUCAAUACAGUUACAUAUUGCAAUACUAUUUUGGACAUAUUAUAGCAAUACUUUGUGUUAUUGUUGCUAGGUAGCGUUACCUAGAGCUAGUCAGCUAUGCCUGCGUCAAAAAUCAGUUUUUUUUGUUGCUCUCCAUCUUCUUUUUAAAUAGUGAGGCAACAUGUUUUCAAUGCUUUUAUUUCCAUGACUGGUCAAAACUCAUUUCUCAUGCUCUCUUGUCUCUCUGCAGCAGACAUUUUGAGAGCAAUAUCUUUGGAACAUCAAAUUGCAAUAAAAUCGCAGUAUCGAAUCAAAAUACAUAUAGAGUUGUGAGAAUCACAAUACAUAUCGUAUUGUCACCUAAGUAUCGUGAUAACAGUCGUGAGAUCCCUGGCAAUUCCCAGCCAUAAGUAGAACUGUACAUGUCAUAUGUACAUGUAAUCUUAUUUAUUAUGAUCUAAGGCAAAGCUGAUCUUUCAUCAGCAUUUCUACUUUGAGACUGAGAGCCCAGAGCUGUGUUCAGUAGGGCAAAAACACUGCGGAGGUAACGUAUUUCUAUCUGAACGACUUGUUAUGUAGAACAGCAGGAAUGCCUAACUGACAUGUCGAUUAAGGAAUCAUGUGAGCUCUAUUCAUCACAUUUCUAUCUGCAACGUUCAGCAUAUUGUGCAUUUGUGAAUUUGUGAAGUAAAUUGGCGGGUGGAGCUCGGGUGAAAGGGAGUCAGGGAAUAGGGGAAUGAAGCACAUUGUUAGAAGUGGGAGUAACACUGGUUUCGUAACUACUCAUGAAGACUAUUUAUCCCACAAGGGGAAAUGUUGUUCUGCUUUGCAUGUUUUAUUUAUCUAUGUUUUACAUCUAUUGUUGGUGAAGUUUAUUCAGAGCUACAGGACAGAGAGUGGGUAGGCUAGCCAUACCUACGUCUACAUUUGAACUGCUGCUUUGGACUUGGUCUGUGGCCAGGCACUAGGCCCUAGGAGGCCAUUUUGUUUCCUCAAUAGGAGCUAAAUAUAUUGGGUAAAUAAAUAAAUAAAUUAGCUUUCUCUAUCCUCUGACUUGUGUCUAACGGAAGGGGGAUAACUCAAGUGUACAUUAUGAUUUUAUACAGCAUUUUAUAUGCAGACAUUAAGAACACACAACCGUGUCUGUAUUGCAUUGGUUUGUUAAAAACAUUUUUUUUGUAUCAACUCGCUUGAAAACAGCAUUCUUACGGUCUCUCUUUUCAUAUUCCUUCUCGUUAACAUUUGUAUAAAUCGUCUGUAUCUUAGUAGUGCGGCACGGCUAAUCAUUCCCUAUGACUAAUAAGAACUACAGAUAUAUAGAUAUGACCUCAUUUAAAUUCAAUAACUGUACCCAGUAAUGUGAAUGUGUGGCUUGAAUUGAUCCAGAAAAUACGUCUUAGUUUUUGUCAGUGGUAUUACUCAAGCUUACUGGCUAACUUUGUUGCACAAUAAGGUAGAGCACAAGGUUUGAUACUUUCUAGACCACCAGAAUAGGUAUUGGUACCAAGUUGUACCGAAAUGUAUAAACUGUGUUAUUUCUAUAAUGCCUUUAUAUUCAAAGUAAAAAGUCAUAGAAAUAACAAUGGGUUUAAAUGCGUCGUUAUGUAUCAAUGCACACCCAUAUAUAAUUCAAUGUAUGGAAUCCCCCUUGAUCUUCGACACCUUGUGACAUGCGGUGAAGUCUGAGGCCGGGUAGGCACAUUGAAUAAAAGCUGUGUUUAUCGGUAUGACACGAUCACAAAGAUAACCAUCAAACAACCACGACCAACCAUCAAACAGCAGCAGAUAGGCGGCGCAAUCAUUCGACACUCUUUCAUGGGCUGUCAUUGCUUGUGCCCCACACAACAGCCCUGCACGAACAGGCGACUUUCAGCACCACAGACAGCGACCCAAAUGCUAGCGAGUAGGUCUACUUGUAGACAGCGCGACACACACAAAAUGCCUAGUAGUCAGCACUACUGACUGAGAUAUAUACUUUCACUUCUCUGGGCUAUGUGAUAGACAUGUAAUGUCAUGUAAUGUCAUUAGACAUAUAAUGUCAUAACAGUAGGCAGCGCUGCUGUUUACCUGUAAAAAAAUACAUUUGUCUAUCCUUCUGGGUAAAGACGUCAGUGACUGAACUGUAAAACUCCUCCCUGUUGGCCCUCAGUUUUCAAAGUCUCUUGGUCUCAAUGCUAUGGAGAUGAUGGCAAGGGGUGAGAGUGGUCCUUGAUCGCUCUGGCUUUCGACUGUAUGUCUUUAUCUGUAUCAGCGCAGAAAAUGACUUCUCAAUGGAUGCUGCUGUGGCUGGUGUGGUGAGGACCAGCUGCAGUGACUUUGUUGCCUUGUGACAGUCUGUGUCAGGUCACGCUGGAACAAAAAGCUGAGGAGCUGUCCAGUAUCAUUUGUGAACUGUACAAUCUGACAAGAUCAGCCUUAAGUCUAACAAAAGUACUUGGCCAUAUUUAGACAGGCUCUUGUUUGCUGGUGUCAAAUUUUUGUGACAUUGUUUCACACUUUUUGCAGUCCACUAAGCCAAGGAAAUUAAGUUCACCAAAGUGGCCAAACCUGGCUCUCAUCUGAACAUUGAGAUUGUCCAGUAUGUUGUUGUAGAUUUUUCCCCUCUCUACUCUGAUCGGCUGUUUUACUACGAGUUUCGUGCCAGGCCCAGAUCAUUGCAUUUCUGCUCAAAUCGCUCAUUGAAACGAUCAAAGUCGUGUCACUGCCGUCCCAGUGCAUUCAUUGUGUCACUGAUCUGGGUAUGGCAGACACCCAUAUCCAUCAAUUUGUUCUGCAGAACACGGGAGAGCGCAUCAGUAUCCUUGAAUAUUCAAUCAUAGGUCAAGAGCAAAAAGGAAACACGGUGGCGGUCUCUAGAUGGGUUGCUAACUGGUGUGGUGGAAUUAUUGUAAUCAAAAGGAGAGACUUUUAAGAUUUCUUCAAAACAAUCAAACUUUAUUAUUUAAUUAGUGCAGUAAUGGAGCUGGUCGGUAAUCACCCCUGGAGGUGAUCACUGAGAACUCAACGAGCUAGUUUGAGCCACGGCAUUUUAUAGCAAAAUCCAUUCUCCUUCAGUCUGCAUGACACACAACAGGUGUAUGGAAUGUGUCACAAGGUUAAGAUUUGUAUGAAAGACACUUAUAAUUCACAGCAGACAGUAUCUGCCGUAAAAUCAUCAGAACUCAUUGUGUAGAGACCAGUGUUUGGCCCCCCCCCCCCCAACUCCAUACUGGAGCCAUGUCUCCCUGGUUCCGUAUGGAACAGGAACAUUAACUCAUGCUCUGGAAUGCGGUAUCCCCAAAGACAUUGCAAAUCUUCCAGAGGCCCAUCCUCAGUAGAACACACAGAUGAGCAUUCUAACAACCCCGUAUUAUGUUGCAUAAAACAACCAUUUGAUGCAAUAACAGCAUUAUAACAUAAUCUUGUUAUUUCCACCAUACUGUAAAAAAAAACAUUCAAUAAAGGAAUUGAGUAGUUCCACAUAGAGGCACCUAGGCCUGUUUGAUGUGCUGGCACUGUCAUCGUUGCCGCAAAAUGCCAACUUCUGUUUACCUUAGGUAGCAUGCUGUAACAUCAAUUAGCUAGGGCUUUCAAAAUCUCCCGGUUCUCUUCGACCUUUGCAUUGUGCAUGCCGAUGUUCAAUCUCCGUUGUUCAUUCAAUGUCAGAUCUAUCCGCCAGCUGCCAAAUGUCUUAAGAGCUAUCUGGCUUUGGAGGUGAGACAGGUUUCUCAUAGGCAAAUUGUGCAAGUCGCAGUAACCGACUCUUGUCCACAAACUGUCGCUGGUGUAGAGCAGCAGGCAGGGGAAGGAGUAGAGCCGGCUGCUAGCAUUGCAGCCACAGAGCCAGUCUUUCUGUUGAUACCACUCAGAUUGAAAUGAGCGUGAUACUUUCUGUCCCUUCUUUAGAUGCCGGUCCCUAAACUCAGGUGUUGGUCUUCACACCGUUUCGCUCGAAAACUAUUUCAGAUGCAAUGUGUUAGCCAUCCUAAUCAGCUGACUUUAGCUAGAAGUCAAAUGAAUAUAACCACCAAAAGGCAGCAGAUAAUGUGUGUGACAUCCGUAGGCAGGGGCGAGCUCUGACUAUCCUCUUGCAAAGCUCUCUGCCUGCCUUUCGGCAUCCGUUAGCUGGCAGUAUAAGGUAGAAACACGAAUGUGCAAAUCAUGCCAAUGCCUUUCAUUGAGUUUGAAGUGCUGGAGAAAGGUACAGGGCGAGGUUGCCUUUCCCCUGGCCUCCUUGUGCAUUUUGUACCAGACCACUGCACAUUUGGGAAGUAGCAGUACUAGUACUGACAUCUAUUUGAUCAUGCAGAAUUUUUUAAAUUAUUGAUAACAUUUAUAUGUAUUUAUUUUUCAUUAGUUAUUUUUUUCAUUUGUCUUCACACUGCCUACCCUGCCUACCCUGACCGCACGUCACUGUCGCUGUCCCUGGUUAUGACUUAGUGGCAAGUGCCUGUCCGGGUAUCUUUACCCAUAUUAAAAUUAAUGUCUAUUCAUUUCUCUGCUGAAGUUAUGAUUCCAACAUCAUUUUGCAGUCUGAUCAGUGUUUUGCCUGCCUCUGGUUUGUUUGGCUUAUGUCUGCACUUCUAUGGUCUAUGUGAUGUUGUGGCAAACUGUACAGCUUAGAAAAUGAAUAAGCCAGAUCUUGAUUAACCAAACAAUGUCUUAUAGCCGGUGUUUGGAAAAUUACUCUUUGAAAUACCUGUAUUUUUUAACAGGUUUUUACUUCAUGUGUAGGUCGAUGUUUAGGCAAAUUUGGCAUCUUUGUCUUUUUCCUCUCUUUUCCUGUCAAAGUUGGUAUACUCUAUGUGUGAUUAUGUCCUUGUCUUCACUGGUUUUGAAAUGCACAGCCCGAAAAGCUCAAAUGGCCAAAAGUAAAGUCUAUUUCGAAUGUGA